Messenger RNA from Aspergillus uvarum CBS 121591, 1102 nucleotides. RefSeq lists its product as uncharacterized. The transcript is spliced from 2 exons. NCBI's taxonomy places the organism in Eukaryota, Fungi, Ascomycota, Eurotiomycetes, Eurotiales, Aspergillaceae. The record is from RefSeq and is a predicted model, not a curated record. Bases 62 to 703 code for a protein of 213 amino acids.
ACUUAAGGUACCUAUUCCCUUGUAAAGUUCCUUGUUAGCUUUGGCGCUGGGCCCGAGUCUAAUGAACGAACGCGUACUGGUACUGUUCAUCUCUCUCAGUCCACCCACUCACUCCAUCAUUCCCGGAUCCAGGCUACUUGCCAUCAGUCCUGCAUCAGACCGUUAUAAUCCAUUAAUGCGCAUAUACAUAUGUGCCUCUCCGUCUCGACCAUCCUGUCCCAACCGACGCGGGCAAGUUUCCGGCGUGGGAACAUCUGGUCCGGGCCAGUGUAGCGGAGCUCGGGAGACUGGACCUCCUGGUCAGCAACUUCCGCAUCCUCGACGCGCGCCCGCUGCACCUCAUACCUUACGCUGCACGAGAUUGCUCUCGUCGAUGACCCCAACGCCUCUACUUCUGCCAUCCCUAAAGCUCAAGGACAGGAUAGCACCGGAAAACGUGCACCGAGUGAGAAAGAACAGAUCCUUAUCAUUAUCUUUUCAUUCACGUUCACCUGAGAGAGCCUCAGCGGAUGCUAACUCGGGACUGAAAACUGACACUGCCAUCUGCCGACAGACAAUCCACGGCCUUUUCUCCCAAACUCUUGUCUCUGAACAGCCUUCCCCCCCUCCGAUUCCCCACCGAAUAACUCCACACUUGCGCUUCUUCGUCUUGGCUAGGUCAUCCUGUCCCAAUUUGGAUACGAGUUCAUCAAAGACCCCGUAGGUCAGUCCUUCGAGGAUCACAUAGAGGGACCCCCCUUCCAAAAGUGAAGAAGAAAGAUACAAAAUCACAGCUUCCUCACAAAGUCACUGACAUGAUAAUCCGCAGGAGUCCGACUCGGCGGGUUCGGGUGCCCGUGGUCAAACGGCCGACAUGACGUCUGCAGGUACGGCACCAGAUCGGCCCGCACGGAUCUGGCCCGCACGCAUCCAUCUUGGGCGGGCUGCACACACCACUUGAUACAUUCGGGGAUAGUGGUGAACUCCUCCGACCUCAUAGUUCAAAUGAAAGCUUAAUCGCUUUCCUAUCUAUAGCAGAGUUCCACUCACUGGUUUUGUAAAUGCUUAUCGCUUAAUGAGUCCACCCGUGCCCCAUUGAUUCCUUGCCAGUGAGGCAGCGAAA